Messenger RNA from Paramecium sonneborni, 1587 nucleotides. The record is from the annotation of a GenBank genome assembly. Lineage: Eukaryota; Ciliophora; Oligohymenophorea; Peniculida; Parameciidae.
CAUUAUGCUUUAAGAUUAAAUAAAAUCCUUAAGUUCAUUUCCAAAUCUCUCAACACUCUGUAAAAAAGAUGAAAAACAAAAGUAAUCUUUAGAGAGAUUACUAAAACAUAAACCUAAUGUUGUUAAGAGUUUAGAUAUCUACUCUUAAAAUAUAGAAGAAUACUUGAAAGAUCAGAGAAGAAGAAUUGCUUAUUUAAAAAAAAGAGAAGACCCCUAUUUUGAAUCUAAACCAAUCUAAGCUUAUGAUGAGGCAUUAAUAAUGUAAUUCAAUAGAGUUAAGGCUAAACAAUAUUAUUUGCAACAAUCUUAAAAAAAAAUAUCAUAGCAACCAUCUCCUGAGUAAUAACGUAAUAGAACACCAUCUAAAUAUUUUGAUAAGAAUUAUACUCCUUUAAAAAGAAAUGAAAAAUUCGAUAUUCCAUCUCUUUAACCUAUAAAUGUUUCACCACCCAAAGAACUCAAGCCUAUUCAAUUCAGAGUAAAUUAUACAUUUAUUACUAUAGUAUAAUUAUACUAUGUCACUAAAUGAUCCACUUGUCAAACAAGUUCUUAGUAUUCGCUAAUAAUGGUUUGAAGUUCCAAAUAAUUCUUUUUCUCAUCUACAAUGGCUAACGUAACUCCUUGAUUUUAGUAAUCUUACAAAAUAAGAUACUGUUUCUAAAAGAUAGAUGGUUAAUUUAAUGGAGUUUUAACAUGAAUGGUCAGCUAAGUCAUAAUUGUAUAUUAAUCUUUGCUCUAUUUCACCAGAAUAAGCUUUAAAAGUCUUACCACCAGCUUUUGUUUUAAAUUUUAAAAUAUCUUAAUGGGUUGAAGAUUUAGAUUUCAUAUAAGAUUAUUUUAUUGCCAAUCAUCCUUAAAAAGAAAAAUAAUAAAAAUUUCCAUUCUCUGUUUAUGUUCCCAAUAAAGGAGGUUAAACAUUUAAUAGAUAAAUUUCAAAAUUAAUUUAAGAAUUUCCUAAACUAUGGAUAUGUAAAUCAGCUACAGGAAAUGGUUCUAUGUUAAUAAAUAACAUUGAUUAAUUAUAAUCAUUUUUAAUUCAAUAAUACAAAGAAUAAAAAGAAUUUGUGAUUUAAAAGUAUAUUACAAAUCCCUUAUUAUAUAAUGGAAAGAAAUUUGAUAUAUAAAUUAAUGUGCUUGUUAAUUAAGACAAUUAAAUUUAUAUUUCAUCAGAACCAACAGGAAGGUGUUGUACUAUUAAUUAUGAUCUUAAUUCAGUAAUAUAUUUAAUUAAAUUCAUAGGAAGAUCCUUUUGUUCAUACAAAACCAAAAUAAAUCAUUUCUCAUAAAAAUUUAGUAGAAUUUUUAGAUUCUUAAGGGAUAUCUUUAAAAGAUCUUUUGAAUUAAAUUAAAGCUUAAAUUACUUUGAUUCCUUGUAAAUUAAAUAGAAGAUAAAGAAAAUAUUGUAUGUAAAUUUUUGGUUUUGAUUUUUUAAUUGAUGAAAAUAAAAAAAUAAAUCUAAUUGGAAUAAAUGCACAUCCAAUUUAUAGUGUUACAGAAUUAGAUGGUGCUUUUAGAUUGACUUUAGAUAAAAUUUUUCCAAUCAAUAAUAAAACAGAAGAGAAAUCAAUUUGGAUCUGCUUAUAUUGA